Molecule: messenger RNA, 1518 nt
Organism: Patiria miniata (bat star)
Lineage: Eukaryota; Metazoa; Echinodermata; Asteroidea; Valvatida; Asterinidae
Product: protein shisa-5-like
Exons: 2
Coding region: 245-661 (138 amino acids)
Source: RefSeq, a predicted model, not a curated record
ACCCCACGCGUCGUGCGCCGCGCGUAAACUCAGAACAGGAAAUCCCUUGAACAUGAAACCAUGAGGCAUUUGGCAGGCAUGGACCAAAUAUAUUAUUACUGUAUUGUUAUCAUGUACAUAAACGACAUUGUUCGUGUCGAUCGUCAUGUCUAUGGUGUUCGUGGUGUACACGUAACGCCCACUCAUCAUCAAGUACAAGUACACGCAAUCUGCAGCUGCUGUUGAACCUCACACAGCGAACAUCAUGGCGGAAUCCAAGCAUUGUGGAAUCGUUGUCUGGAGCCUGCUGCUGACGUUACUGUACGCGGCAAACGCUUCACAAGUUGACGACACGAUCAACGACGUCGUAUCCCUCGGCGUCGGUGUGAUCAUUGCCAUUGUCGUGGGCUGUAUCUUGUUCCUGGUCCUGUGCAUUUGCUGUUGCUACUACUGCUGCUGCAGGAGCCCUCCUCCAGCCCAGCAGACAGUCAUCGUCGCUCAGUCCGCACCAGCCCAGUCCACCGUGGUCGUAGCUCAAGCUCCCCAGGCAGUGUACAACCCCCAGCCCAUGGGUCCACCGCCCAUGCAACCACCGGUCGGCUACGGGCAACCACAGGCGGGCUAUGACGGGCCGCCACCCUACCCGGGCCAGCAGACGGGAUACGGUUACGCCAAACUCUAAACUUGCACCCCAGUGCUGCAUGCUGCAGUUAGUUUUGCUUAUCUUCCACUUUUUAUUAUCCAUUUUUUAUGAGUAUUAUUAGGGAGCUAAUUUGAAGAUAAAAAUGACGAAGCAGCUAAUCAUUUCGUUCAUAUAGUGUAGUUGACUGUGACAGUCAGUUACCCCACAUGGCUAUAGGAGAAGCCAAGCUUUUGUUGCUCAUGAUUUUAGUGGGGAAAACAAUUCAAUCAAGUUUGGGAAGUGGUUUUAUUUGCCUGUCAGCUAUUUGUUUCUCAUUGGAAAAAGGGGAACAAAAAGCAACCAGACUCUUAAAGUAAUUUAGGGCCCUAAAACAUUUUUUUUAACACUAGCAAGUUGAAUGAAUAAAUAGGACACUCCAUUUCCAACAUUUUGCUAUUUUUUUCAACCGCUGAAAUGUAGCUUUUCGUUUAGUAUCGCUAGUAACUGCUAAUAACUAUUGCCAACAAACUUUCGCUGCCUUUCUAGAUAAACGUUUAUACUUGUGUUAUUAUCUGCUACUUGUAUAAUUUUGCAUGGUGGACAUGAACAAAAUGGUAACACCAUGUGAAUAUUAUCUCUUUUGAGCUGUGUGGUUCUGAGGAGAACCAGUUGGUGUAACUCGACGUUUCGAACAGUGUGCUCUGUUCGUCAUCAGCAUUCUGUUCGUCAUUUUGCUCUGUUCGUCAUCAGUCCCUUGAUUAGGAUAAAAGCACACUGUUCGAAAAAUCGAGUUAAACAACCGGUUCUUAGGACUCAGAACCACACAACUCGAAAAAGAAUAAUAUUCACAUGAUGUUAUCGCAAACUUUCCACACUUGAUCUACUCUAGAAUAAAUAUUGGGCAGUAAACAAGACAA